Molecule: messenger RNA, 2002 nt
Organism: Hipposideros armiger (great roundleaf bat)
Lineage: Eukaryota; Metazoa; Chordata; Mammalia; Chiroptera; Hipposideridae
Gene: ZSCAN21
Product: zinc finger and SCAN domain containing 21
Exons: 4
Coding region: 176-1600 (474 amino acids)
Biological process (GO): regulation of transcription by RNA polymerase II
Molecular function (GO): DNA-binding transcription factor activity, RNA polymerase II-specific; RNA polymerase II cis-regulatory region sequence-specific DNA binding
Source: RefSeq, a predicted model, not a curated record
CCGCCUGGGGCCUCCGGGGACCUCUUCGAGACCGGUCCUGGAAGGGCUGUGGGGAGGAGCCCGGUAUUUCUGCUCUGCCCCGGAUGGUGGAGCCCUAAAGAACCAAAAACCCCAAAGAACCAAUAUUCCUGCUACACAGAGCCCCAUCUUUAGUGAGGCCAUUUCUGGAGUCCAUAUGAUGACCAAGGUACUGGGCAUGGCCGCAGGUAUGGGCUCUAGACCUCCACGGGAGCAGAUGGGGCCUGUCAUGAAAGUUGAGGAGGAGGAGAAAGAGAAGUGCUUUCCUAGCCUGGAAAUGUUUCGCCAGCGCUUCAGGCAGUUCGGGUACCAUGACACACCUGGGCCCCGGGAGGCCCUGAGCCAGCUCCGGGUGCUCUGCUGUGAAUGGCUGAGGCCUGAGAUCCACACCAAGGAGCAGAUCCUGGAGCUGCUGGUGCUGGAGCAGUUCCUGACCAUCCUGCCCCGGGAACUGCAGGCCUGGGUGCAAGAGCAUUGUCCAGAGAGUGCUGAAGAGGCCGUCACUCUCCUGGAAGAUCUGGAGCGAGAACUGGAUGAACCAGGAGAGGAGGUUUCACCUCCUCCAAAUGAACAGAAACAGGUGUGGGAGAAGAUAUCCUCUUCAGGUACAGCAGAGGAAUCCCUGAGCAGCACACAGCCACGGUCUGUGGAGACCAGUCCCAAAUAUGAAUCUUGGGGGCCCCUAUACAUCCAAGAGACUGGUGAAGAGCAGGAUUUCACUCCAGAGCUGAGACAGAUUCAAGGUUGUAAAUCAAACACCCAGAAUGAGGAAUCAACAGAUAUGCAGAAAAGUUCUGAAGAGUCUCAUGCAGAAGAAUUCAAAAAGGAUAUUAUUCCCAUGGUUAUUGCCAAUAAAUGUGAGGCCAGGUUAGACAGGCAGUGGGUAAACCUUGAAAAAGAAAGAGGAAGAAAAACCCCUGUCUUAGAUAAAGGUUCCAAGAAAGGUAGAGAAUUAAUGUCUACUAAACCUGCCCCAGGAGAGAGACGUUACAUAUGUGCUGAGUGUGGAAAAGCCUUUAGUAAUAGCUCAAAUCUUACUAAACACCGAAGAACACACACUGGGGAGAAACCGUAUGUAUGCACCAAAUGUGGGAAAGCCUUCAGCCACAGCUCAAACCUUACCCUUCAUUACAGAACACAUUUGGUGGAUCGGCCCUAUGACUGUAAGUGUGGGAAAGCCUUUGGUCAGAGCUCAGACCUCCUUAAACACCAGCGAAUGCACACUGAAGAGGCCCCAUAUCAGUGUAAAGAUUGUGGGAAAGCUUUCAGUGGUAAAGGCAGCCUCAUUCGACACUAUCGAAUACACACUGGGGAGAAACCUUACCAGUGUAAUGAAUGUGGGAAGAGCUUUAGUCAGCACGCAGGUCUUAGUUCUCAUCAGAGACUCCACACUGGAGAGAAGCCCUAUAAAUGUAAGGAAUGUGGGAAAGCCUUUAACCACAGCUCCAAUUUUAAUAAACACCAUAGAAUCCAUACCGGGGAAAAGCCCUAUUGGUGUAAUCAUUGUGGGAAAACCUUCUGUAGUAAGUCCAAUCUUUCCAAACAUCAGCGAGUCCACACUGGAGAGGGAGAAGUGCUUUAACUGACAGGUAUGCUCUCUUGGUGGUGGUGGUUUUUGGUUUUGCUUUGUUUGUUUUUGUUUUUAGAAAUGAAUGAUAGGGAGAAGCCCAGUAAUAGCAAUAGAUUUUGUUUUACUCAACACCAAGGGAUGCCUGAGAGAGCUCAAGCAGUGGCGCGGUAGGAAGGCAGGCCCUGGAUGGUGUCAGUGGAUUCCUCACUUGCCAGCUUAACUGGGGCAGGGUCCCCUCACCACACUUAAGUCCCAUAAACCAUACCGGCAUUGCCUUUUGUAUAGUUAAAUUGAUGUGUAUCCAGUAUAAUUAUGCAAGAAACAUUACAACUGUUUAACAACAACUAUGAUUUGUAAAGACUUGAACCAUGUUGAACACGAUCUGAUUCAGAAUAAACUUACAACAUAUUGUAA